Phanerochaete carnosa HHB-10118-sp is the source of this 2082-nucleotide messenger RNA. RefSeq lists its product as uncharacterized. The transcript is spliced from 7 exons. The record is from RefSeq and is a predicted model, not a curated record. Bases 957 to 1877 code for a protein of 306 amino acids. NCBI's taxonomy places the organism in Eukaryota, Fungi, Basidiomycota, Agaricomycetes, Polyporales, Phanerochaetaceae. Gene Ontology annotation, biological process: succinate transmembrane transport; oxaloacetate transport; malate transmembrane transport. Gene Ontology annotation, molecular function: thiosulfate transmembrane transporter activity; malate transmembrane transporter activity; oxaloacetate transmembrane transporter activity.
GUAUUAUGCCUGACGCAACGCUACAGCCAGAACGGAGACACGGCAUUUAAUCAGUGGUGGGCGGAAUUUAUGCGCAUAUAGCCGGCCUUGCUAUAAAUCAUGUCCGUUGGCCUGCACCACUCCCGACGUCACCACCCACCCACUCCCCCGACUAUGCCCGUGUUGUCUCAGCUAUCCUCGUGAGCCUCGUCAAUCCUCAAAGCCCCGCACCCGACAUCGGCGACGAAACGCGUUUCAGUCUUUCAGAACAUCCCAUAUGCACAUCCCAGAGUCGUCCCAGUCGUACGGACUUAGAGACCUUUCCGCCUGAAGAAGUACAAGGCAUGAAUUUCCUGCGAACAUCCCGUGAUCAAGUCUCCCACGCUCCCUCACGGAUCCGCUUGCGCGGUGGGACUGUUGUAACUAGCGACGACGAUGGGCGGAACGUCAACCCCGUACGGGGUUCCUUCUCUCAUUCAUUAUCCUUGCUUGCGGUCUUCGAGAACGUCUAUGACCGUCUGUCGGGCAAAGCAUGCGGCGGUCGUUGGCUGCGGCGCACACUCUCAGUGCUCAGUUUCCAAGUCUUGGAAGGCUCGGCCGACAGUUUAAACGACAUGCGCUGCCGAUCCUGUUUCGACUUGCAUCCGCCUCUCCUGUCUCCUCUGCGUCAUACUCGUGAAUUCACGGUGAUCGAACGCUUCCGAAUUCGCUACUGCAUUAGGACUAGGCGAUCACAAUUCGACCGGUCAGCAGACCUCCACCUUCCGAGCGUUCUCAGGCCAGCUGCCCAAUUCUCUACUGUACUCGCAUUUCCUGCCCUCUUCCUUCCCAUCUGUCGGUACAAACCGGGCGUCGAGGAGUCGUCAACCGUGAGACGAUAAAGCCAGCCGCUUCUCGCCCUUGAGCUCUGUUGCACACAACGUCGACGAGGUCGACCCAGUUUGAUCCUGCAUUGAUAUCCCUGAUCGCCCGCAGCUAUGGCUAGUACAUCGCCCGAAGUCACGCAGGCUCCCAAGGAGCUCGCCCAACGCACUGUGAUGAAGAAGCCGUACCCGUUCUGGCUAGGAGGGUUGGCGGCUACGAUUGCUGCAUCUAUCACUCACCCGCUUGACUUGACGAAGGUGCGCUUGCAGGCUACGGGUGACAAGAAGAUGAUUGCGUCGAUAAGGAAGACUGUUGCUACCGCUGGUUACCGGGGUCUAUUUGACGGUAUCUCCGGAACGUGGUUGCGGCAGAUGACCUACUCUGUUUGUCGCUUCUGGGCCUACGACCAGUCGAAGAAGAUGCUAGGUGCUGGGCCCAACUCGCCACCGUGGAAGCUCGCUGCUGCUGGCGUCAUGGCUGGUUCUAUUGCUGGAGUGGUUGGCAACCCAGGAGAGAUCAUCAUGGUCCGCAUGCAAGGCGACAUGGCUAAGCCUCCAGAAAAGCGGCUGAACUACAAGCACUGUCUGGACGCGCUUGCGCGCAUGAUCCGCGAGGAGGGGCCGUCGAGCAUGCUGCGCGGCGUCGGCCCCAACGUCAUCCGUGCGGUGCUCAUGAACUCGAGCCAGCUCGCGUCGUAUGACUUCUUCAAGGCCGAGCUCCUCAAGACUUCCUACUUCGACGACAACAUCUUCUGUCACACCGCUGCGAGCUUCGCUGCUGGUACCGUUGCGACGACCGUCUGCUCGCCUGCCGACGUCCUGAAGAGCCGUAUCAUGAGCGCUUCAGGUUCUGAGAGCAGGUCCACGAUGGAACUCAUCAGGCGGUCGAUGAAGACUGAGGGCCCGAUGUUCAUGCUCAAGGGCUGGGUUCCCGCGUGGAUGCGUCUACAGCCGACGACCAUGCUUAUCUUCAUCACCUUCGAACAGCUCAAAAACUUCGUUGACUGGACUCGCAAGCCCCGCGAAGACGAAUAAGGAGUCUGUGCACUUUCUCUGUACGGGUUAGUACGGACCAGCAUCGGGUGUUUUGCUCGGGCUGUCCAGGGACUCUCAGUUCUGGAAUUCACAUCAGUGGGUUUCUCCGUUACUCAGAUGUUUCUCGACGAUUGUUGCUGUUCUUGAUAUCGCUGUUGUAGGAGUAAUGUACAUUCAAUGCAGGUGUAUCCUUAUGUCCCGGCUG